UAUUAUUUUUCAAUGGAAUUUUUUAAAUAAAAAUUUUUUAAAAUUAUUAUUUCCAUCAUCAAGUUCUCGCCAAAUUACGACAAACAAUAACGAUAAUGAUAUUGUAAUAACGUUAACAAAAUUUAUGAAUGGACCAAAAUUACGUGGUCAAUUGAUUGUCGAACAAAAUGUUACUGUUGGACAAUUUCUCGGUGUUCGAUAUGCUGAUAAACCAAAGAGAUUUCGUCGAUCAAAAUUAGCUAGUCUGAAUUGGACGGGCAUUAAAGAUGCCCGAAAUUGGCCACCAUUUUGUAUGCAAAAUAAUCUAAAACAAUUUGAUUAUUUAACAAAAAUUUAUAAUCAAAAUGUUAGUGAAGAUUGUUUAUUUCUGAAUAUUUGGACACCGAUCAUUCAAAAUGAUUCGAAAAUCAUUAAUGAUGAUGAAAAUAUUACCAUGAUAAAUCAAAUGAAUUUAUUACCGGUAAUCAUUUAUAUACAUGGUGGUGGUUUUAAUUAUAUGGGCAUCAGUAUGGAAGCAUAUAAUGGUCGAAUAAUUUCAGCAAUUGGUAAUGUUAUUUUUGUUACAAUAAAUUAUCGUGUUGGCCUGUUAGGUUUUUUCAAUAAUCAAUUGGAUGAUUAUGAUAAAAACUUGGGACUUUAUGAUCAAAUUUUAGCUAUUGAAUGGAUACGAAAAAAUAUUCAUAAUUUUGGUGGUGAUCCAAAUCAAAUUACAUUACAAGGACAAUCAGCUGGUGCAAUUUCAAUUGGAUUGUUAAUGAUAUCAACUGAAAGUCGUAAUCUUUUUAAACGUGUUAUAUUACAAAGUGCAAGUCCAAUGAUGUUAAAACAAGUUUUUACUAAUAAUCAUUAUGAUAAUGUUAUUCAAUUGGCUAAUUGUACAUCAUCGAUUGACAGUAAUCAAACUGAUGAUGAUAAUUUAUUAUCAUUCAAUUAUGAUGAAUAUAAUGAAGAAGAAGAUGACGAUGAAGAUGAUGAUGGCGAAGAAGAUUAUAAUAAUAAUAAUGAUAAACAAAUAAAACUUGAAACUGAAUGUAUUGAACGAUUAUCAUCGAAAAAAAUCAAUGAAAUACAAGCAGAAAUAUUGAAAGAAAAUAUUAUCAGUUUUAGUCCAACAAUACCAAGUCGACUAUUACCGGAUUAUGUUGAACAACAAUCGGAUAAUAUUUUACAAAAAGAAAUAUUGAUUGGUGCUAAUGCAAAUGAAUCAACAUUAUAUUUACAUCAUGAAGUACCGGAUCUAAUACCAUUAACCAAUGAUUUCAAUGUUAAUCUAUCAAUUUUUUAUAAAGUAAUUAAAAAAUUAGAUAGUGGUAAUGAAAAUUUGAAACGAUUAAGUUCAAUAAUAUUUGAUCGUAUACGGAAAGAAAAUAAUGGUAUUGAUAAUGAAAAAGAUUUGAUCAAAGAAUUUAUGAUAUUUUUAAGUGAUUUAUUAUUCAAAGGACCGGUAUUUAAAUUUGCAAAAUUAUUAAGUAAAAAUGAACAGAAAAAUGUUUAUCUUUAUUUAUUUCAUGAAGAAAAUUUAUCCUAUCCAAAAUGGAUUGGUUCACCACAUUGGAAUGAAAUGGAUUAUGUAUUUGGUUUACCGAUACGUUAUCCGGAACGAUUUACUAAACAACAACAAAUGCUUAGCCGAAGAAUGAUUCAAACAUGGACAUAUUUUGCAAGAACUGGAAAAAUGUUACAACAAAAUGGAAUCGAAUGGCCAAAAUUAGAUGAACAUAAUUUACAUAUGAAUCUUAUGUCUAAAAAUGUUUCAGUGGGAAAAGAUUUCGGUAUGAAAUUCUAUGAUGUUUAUGAUCUUUUAUAUGAUUCAACGUGAUUAUUACAAAUCGAUUAAUUCCAUGGCCAAAAUCUACUGAUUAUCAAAUCCAUCAUUACAAUUGUGUAUUUUUUUUUUGUUCAUUCAUUUCAAUAAUCAUUUUUUUUCAAUUUGUGAAUUAAUUAAUUAAUUGAUCGAAACCAACAUCAUCAUCUAAAUAGUGAAUCUGUAGAAUUUUUAAUCUUUUGGAAACAAAAAACGACAAAUAUCAAUCACUUAUCAUAUCUAAUUUUGACAAAUGAAAAAUGUUGAUGAUUUCAA
This is a messenger RNA of Dermatophagoides pteronyssinus (European house dust mite), 2080 nucleotides long. Its product is annotated as acetylcholinesterase-1-like. Gene Ontology annotation, biological process: choline metabolic process; acetylcholine catabolic process. NCBI's taxonomy places the organism in Eukaryota, Metazoa, Arthropoda, Arachnida, Sarcoptiformes, Pyroglyphidae. The record is from RefSeq and is a predicted model, not a curated record. Gene Ontology annotation, cellular component: plasma membrane. Gene Ontology annotation, molecular function: acetylcholinesterase activity.